AGUUUGUUAUGACAAGUCGAGGCCUCGGACUAAAUUAGGAGUGAAGCCCACCGUCUCUGUCCGGGCGAUUCCGUGAUGGAGGGCAUGGACCUGGACCUGGACCUGGACCAGGAGCUCAUGCAGAAAUUCAGCUGCAUGGGUACAACAGACAAAGAUAUCCUAAUAUCGGAAUUUCAGAGGCUCCUUGGGUUUCAGCUAAACCCCGCCGGAUGCGCCUUCUUUCUGGACAUGACCAACUGGAAUUUACAGGCAGCCAUCGGAGCCUACUAUGACUUUGAGAGUCCCAACAUCAGUUCACCGUGCAUGUCCUUUGUGAAGGAUGUGACAAUCGGUGAGGGCGAAUCAGUUCCACCUGACACACCUUUCACAAAGACCUGGAGGAUACAGAACACGGGUGCAGAGUCAUGGCCUCCCGGGGUUUGUCUGAAGUAUGUUGGAGGAGAUCAAUUUGGUCAUGUAAACAUGGUGAUGGUGCGGUCUCUAGACUCCCAGGAAAUGGCUGAUGUUAGUGUACAGAUGCAGAGCCCUGUGUCUCCUGGCAUGUAUCAGGGUCAGUGGAGAAUGUGCACAGCUACAGGGCUUUACUAUGGAGAUGUAAUUUGGGUGAUCCUGAGUGUGGAGGUUGGAGGCCUCCUUGGCGUCACACAGCAGCUUUCCUCUUUCCAAGCUGAGUUCAACACCCAGCCUCACCGCAGCCUGGAAGGAGACUACAAUCCCUUCGCCUCGCCAGAGAAAAGCAAGUGCCCCAACAGCAGCAACAACAACAGCCUCCACGAUGACAGCGGUCAUAGGGUCGCAGAGGAACAUUGGCAGGGAAGCCCUAACCAGCUACAGCAAGAUCAGAAUGGACUUUCACACAACCCUGUGGAAAUAGUAGCAAACAGUCUACAAAGCAAUCUAUCAGUAGUCUCUUAUAACCAGGUAAGAUAUAUCAUGGGGAAAGGUUAUUCUGCACACCAAUGAAUACGGGUUGGGGAUAUUUUCUGUUUCUAUUUUCUUUCAAAUUUCCAUAAUUAAAAUGACAGAAUAACAUAAAAACCUGGAAGUAAUUUAAAAAAAUUGUUAUAUCUAAUAUAUUAAGAAAAAGAGAAUACAGUCUUCAGUGCACUGUUGUUUUACAGUACAUUUAAAUUCAACUACGAAGGGACCAUGAAUGUCUGUACCCAAUUUCAUGGCAAUCCAGCCAAUAGUAGUGGAAACGUUUCAGUCUGGACCAGAGUAGUCGACCAGUGGAACGACACUGCAUCCAUAGAAAACACCUAAAAUGUACAAAUGUAAUUGAGACCAGCUUUAACAUAGCAAGUCAGCUAGCAUUCUGAGCUAAUGCCAACACAUGCAAAUUUACCCUGGAUGCCUGUAGUUGCUAAGGGGUAGUGUGGCUUUUGUUAUGAAACAACUGCAGAUGUACAGUUAGAUAGCAAUGCUACCUCAUCACUCAGUAUAAUAUGGUCUAAAUUUAUAUGUCUACUGUAUAUUUUCCAAUAGGUUUUUGUUAUCCGGUGUUAAAGUAAAAGACAAGAUGAAAAUAUUUUUUAUUUUAUUAUACAACUAGUGCUACAACUAACAAUUAUUUCCAUCAUUGAUUAAUCUACCGAUUAUUUUUUCCAUUAACCGAUUAACUGUAUGGUCUGUGGUCAGAAUAUAGUGAAAAAUGCCACACAAUUACCUAAAGCCCAAGAUGACAUCUUGAAUUGCUUGGUGCUUGUUUUGUCUGACCAACAGUAUAAAACCCAUUCCCUCCUUUACUGUCACGUAAAGGAGGAAAUGUUUGUUAUUUCUUGCUUGAAAAAUAACUUCAGUGAUUAAUUGAUUAUCAACAUACUUGCCGAUUAACCUUCUGUCUAUUGAAUAAUAAUUUCAGCCCUACAGACAACAUUUUGGCUGCACAUAUAACAAAUGCUCUAUACUUGCAAUAUGUACAAAUCCGAGACACCGUGAAAGUGUACACUUAAAUCCUUUUCUUUCUUAUUUAGUCAAUGUCCUUCACAUCUUGC
Molecule: messenger RNA, 1994 nt
Organism: Xiphias gladius (swordfish)
Lineage: Eukaryota; Metazoa; Chordata; Actinopteri; Istiophoriformes; Xiphiidae
Product: protein ILRUN-like
Exons: 4
Coding region: 76-963 (295 amino acids)
Biological process (GO): macroautophagy
Cellular component (GO): phagophore assembly site
Molecular function (GO): ubiquitin binding
Source: RefSeq, a predicted model, not a curated record